Molecule: messenger RNA, 1174 nt
Organism: Triticum aestivum (bread wheat)
Lineage: Eukaryota; Viridiplantae; Streptophyta; Magnoliopsida; Poales; Poaceae
Product: B-cell receptor-associated protein 31
Exons: 3
Coding region: 174-854 (226 amino acids)
Biological process (GO): intracellular protein transport; endoplasmic reticulum to Golgi vesicle-mediated transport
Cellular component (GO): endoplasmic reticulum membrane; endoplasmic reticulum
Source: RefSeq, a predicted model, not a curated record
AAUUCCAAAUUCCAAAACCCACCCCCGAGGCGAGGAAAAGCACCGCACCCUCCUCGCGAUACAAAAGGCGCAGAGAGAAAGUGAGGAGCGGCCCCCGUACCGCAUCCCACCACCCCGGCCCGAACCCCUGCACGCCGCAACCGCCCGCCCGCCCGCCUGCCUGCCCGGCCGCGAUGAUCCAGCUCCUCUUCACCUUGCUGGGCGCGGAGGCGGGCGUGGCGGCCGUCCUGCUCUUCAAGACGCCGCUGCGGAAGCUGGCGAUGCUCGCGCUCGACCGCCUCAAGCGCGGCCGGGCCCCCGUCAUGGUGCGCACCGUCGCCGCCACCGUCCUCGUCGUCCUCGCCUCCAGCCUCCACAGCAUGGCCAAGAUCCACGGCCACGCCGGCGCCGGCGAGCUCGACGCGCCCGGCGCGCUCAGCCCCACCGACCAGGUCCUCCUCGCCCGCCACCUCCUCGAGGCCUCCCUCAUGGGAUAUAUUUUAUUCCUUGCUCUCGUCAUUGACCGGCUACACAGCUACAUCAGAGAGAUGCGAGGGCUGAAGAAGAACCUGGAGGCUGUGUCGAAGCAGAACAAGACCUUAGAAGAAGCAAAAUCUGGAAGGUCCGACGAGAGCAAGCCACACCACAACGACAUUGCUUCGCUGAACGAGGAGAUCAAGAAGCUGAAGCGGCAACUGAAAGAAAAGGCGGAGGAGGCCAAGGAUGCAGAGGCCAAAGCACUAGCUGCCCAGACGCAGUCUGAAGGUCUUGCGCGCAAAUAUGACCGCCUGCUGGAGGACAACAAGCAUCUCCAUGACCAGCUGCAGUCAGGAGACAUCCCGCUGUCGCGUUCGGAUGGCAAGAAGAAUGCCUAAGUUGUGGUUGGUCCUCAUCAAGCUAGUCGGAAACUCCUGCAAGCCUGAAGACAGUUGCGAGAUGAAAAUGACGUCGGUUACUGAUAAUCAGCCAUCGGAGUAGUACCAUCUUUACAUAAAUGUUCUGGUACUGUGUACCAGAACGCAAAAAUAUCACUCAACCUCUUACAGCCAGGUUAGCCGAGACUAUGCGAAGAUGCUCGCCUGUAAACAUCUGAUGGUGUUCGACUGAAUGUUCUUAGUCUGAUCAAAGUCGUAGUUAGAACAUGAGAGGUAUUCAUAUCUCGACAAAUCUGGCUGCUGGUUGUCUUCGCCAUCGA